ACGGCGGCGUAUAAAUAAGACACAGAAGGUGCUGCAUAACGAAUCAAAAACUCAAAAUGAAAAAAUGAAACGUUUAUUGGGUUGCAUCAUUUUUCUGGCCUUUGUUUGCAGUGCUUAUUCAUUCUCAUUGCCAAACGGUGAAUCACGUUUAAAGAGGUGCAUGACGGCUCAAGAUGGAUCUUGCAUCAUUGGUAGAAACCCGCCUCAUUGUGACCAUCCUAAUUGCAUAAAUGGGGGUUGUGUUGGAUGGAAGGGUGCUUGUGCUGGUAUAUGCUACUGUUACGGGUCGGGGUAUGAGUACAGAUGCAGAUUGCGUUAUUGUGACGUGGUUGGAUAAAAAUACCGAGAAAUGACUUUAUACAUGUAUUAUGUAUUUAUGUCAAUAAAUAUUGCAACUUUCAAA
Molecule: messenger RNA, 403 nt
Organism: Ruditapes philippinarum (Manila clam)
Lineage: Eukaryota; Metazoa; Mollusca; Bivalvia; Venerida; Veneridae
Product: defensin gallicin-like
Exons: 3
Coding region: 65-337 (90 amino acids)
Source: RefSeq, a predicted model, not a curated record